Strongylocentrotus purpuratus (purple sea urchin) is the source of this 3897-nucleotide messenger RNA. RefSeq lists its product as uncharacterized. NCBI's taxonomy places the organism in Eukaryota, Metazoa, Echinodermata, Echinoidea, Camarodonta, Strongylocentrotidae. The record is from RefSeq and is a predicted model, not a curated record. The transcript has 17 exons. Gene Ontology annotation, molecular function: metalloendopeptidase activity; zinc ion binding. The coding region runs from base 107 to 3256 and encodes 1049 amino acids. Gene Ontology annotation, biological process: proteolysis.
UCGUAAUGCUCUCCGUGAUCGAGAAAGUCUAUGGCCAGGUGGUGCAGUCCCUUAUGUCAUCGAUGGGUACUAUAAUAUUAAUCACAAGAAGCAAAUCCUAGCCGGUAUGCAACGUUUUCAUGAGAAGACCUGUAUACGUUUCGUCCCAAGGACCAUCGAAAGGGACUAUAUUUUCUUCACGCAAAACUUGGGUUGCUGGUCAAUGGUUGGACGAACCGGUGGUCGACAGAAGAUCUCGCUGUCGGGAACCUGUAGGGGGAGUCGUGGCGUCAUCAUGCACGAGCUCAUGCACGCCAUCGGGUUCAGACACGAACACAACCGACCGGACAGGGAUGGAUACAUCGAUGUGUACUGGCAGAAUAUCAAAGCAGGAUUCACCACCAACUUCCGCAAGUACAGCAACGACCAGGUGCAGACCCUUGGCACCGGCUAUGACUUCAUGUCUCUCAUGCACUACCCGCUGACAGCCUUCUCCAAUGACGGUAAAUCGGUCACCAUCGGGCCAAGGUACCCGACCUAUCAGAUCGGUGAUGUCGGCAAUCAGAACGACUUCAGUCACAUUGAUAUCUACAGGAUCAACCUGCUCUACAAAUGCGGACAAUGCGAGGAUUCGGACAAAUACUAUUGUCCGAUCUGGGCGAUGAUGGGUGAAUGUUCAGCCAACAAGGAAUGGAUGACCAAAUACUGUCCUUUCAGCUGCGACAGGUGCACCAUCGCUCUUCGCAAGGGUGACGGACUCGCCUGCAUUGACACCACAUCAAACUGCAAACGAUGGGCUAAGAUCGGUGAGUGUGAACGCAACCCGGCUUACAUGUUGCAGAACUGCCGUCGAAGCUGCAAGCAAUGCAAGGCUAUUGACACUGAGACAGGACAAGAAGAUGAGCUCGCGUGCCAAGACGACAACACGCUAUGCUACGAUUGGGCAACGCUGGGCGAAUGCCGAACCAACUCAAAGUUCAUGAAGGCACACUGUAGACGUAGCUGUCACGUGUGCACUGGCGGUGACGGUAGAAUCAUUAUCGAUACCGAUUCAGAUGAUUGUCAGGAUACGACAAUGGAUUGCGCCCUAUGGGCAGCACAGAACAUGUGCAAGGAUCGGCAAGAGUGGAUGUCCGAACGUUGCCGACGAACCUGUCUUUGGUGCAGCCACCGAAUCGUGACCGUCACCGACCAGCCCGAUGAAAGCCGAGUGGAUUCCGAGGGCGGGAUCAUCACCGACGAGACAACACGAGCGGGUGACGAGGUCAACCGAGUGGAUGACGAAAUGGGCGUCUUGGGUGACGAAAAUAGCCGAGUGGGUGGCGGAGAAACGAGAGGGAGGAAAGGAGAGAUUGGAGCCAGUGAGGGAGAAGAUUUUGGCGACAGGACAAACGAUGAAAAGAGUUCGGACUCGGAUGGAGGGAGUAAUGUCGAGGGAAACCCGAGGGUGGAAAGUCAAAUCCAUGCUGAAGGAGAACUCUACGGAGGCUCUGUAAAUUCCACAGGUUGGAUUAAACCUCAAGGCUGUGUUGACGAGCAUGAUACGUGUAGUUCAUGGGCUUCAGAAGGAGACUGUAUAAGUAAUCCUGAGUGGAUGGCUAUCAAAUGUCCUGUCAGUUGCGGACUAUGCGGGGAUACUGAUAUCGAACCAGCCUGUGUUGACCGGCAUCGGAACUGUUCAUACUGGGCGAUGAUCGGGGAGUGCGACGAGUACCCGGACUGGAUGCACGUCAAGUGUCCGCAGAGCUGCGGGCUGUGCGGACCGCAACCGACCGCAGAGGAGAUUGAGGCUUGUGCGGAUAAUCACCUGUUCUGCAAACAUUGGGCUAAAACCGGUAGCUGUGAUUCGGGCCAUGUCUGGCUGAGGGUACAUUGUAAGAAGAGCUGUGACUUCUGCUCACUACCAAAACUAAACCCAACAUGCAUGGAUUCCCAGCAGCGAUGCCGGGAGCUUGCCCUCAAAGGGGAGUGCCGGUCUAAUCGGGGCUGGAUGGCCUACCAGUGCCCUCACAGCUGCGAUACAUGCAAGAAACAGAACCGAUUUGAAGAAUGUCGGGACAAAACUCGGCGAUGUCAGCAGUACGCUGCUGACGGCCAGUGCCACACGAGACAGCUGUUCAUGGAAGACGUAUGUCCGUACAGCUGCGGGUUCUGUCGCGUCGGCAAAACUCUACGAAGCGGUCGCUACCGGACGUUCGACCCCGCGUUGCUCGGAGGCAUGCAAACGCAAACCGAACAGAACGGCGCCGGUGCGGGAAACGAACUACUACCGGCGUCGAAGCGACGACCGCAUCAGUCGUUGCGCUCGCGUCUACGACUCUCCAGUACUAGGGUCAACAGCAAUAACAACGUCAACACCAACGAAAACAGCAAUAACAACGUCAGCACCAACGCCAACAGCAAUACCAACGUCAGCACCAACGACAACAGCAAUAACAGCGUCAGCACCAACCAAAACCGCAGAGGGCGGUUCCUCACAUCGAGUGGACAAAAUAACUCACGCGAGUGCAGGGACCGCAACCCCCAGUGCCCGACCUGGGCCAAGACCACCCGAUGCCUCGUCAACCAGGGCUACAUGCAGGAGAACUGCCAACUCAGCUGCAAAUGGUGUCCACCUGUAGAAACCUGUGUUGACAUAGAUGCUGGAUGUGAGAAGUGGGCUCGAGGAGGACACUGCCUAACCAACGAGGAGGGACUCCGUGAUAAAUGUCAGAAGAGUUGCGGACACUGCGGAGAAGUGGAAGAAUGCCGAGACGUCCAUCGAAAGUGCCGUGAGUGGAAGAAGGGAGGUUGGUGUACUCGAAGCCCCCUAUUCAUGAGGAAGUUCUGUGCUCCGAGCUGCGGACUCUGUGACGAAAACAGACAAGGAAACCAGAACGUCACCGUGGUUCAACCCGUACCAGAGACUGCGCCAGUGAAGGGAAAGAAGACCAAACAGACGAAGCAGCCGAGACUCACAAAGCAACAAAAGCUUGAGCAGCAAGAGCAGGAGGCGGAGCAACAACGCGUGGAGCAACAGAUACGGGAGCGACAGCGGCAGGACGAUGGCUACAUCGCGCUGGGUCUGGAGGAAGUCCAGAGGCUGCUGCUCAACACCGACGGGGACCUGACCGCGAAACAGAUCAAAUCACUCAAGAGGGCACGGAAGGCGAUCAAGCAGAGGCAGCAACGGGAGAAAGAGCUCCGAGCUAUCCAGAAGAAGGCCAAACUGAACAACCUCAACCGCGAGACUGAACCUAUCAUAGAUCGACUUGACGAAGCAGCCGUUCGCGAAUGAUAAGCUGAUACCAUCUUUCUUUCUCUUCCUUCAUGACACGACUCAAAGAUUAAAAGUUAGAGAGACAAAUCAUGGUCGGAAUAUCGCCAUGAUGAUGACGAUGAUGAUGAUGAUGACGAUGAUGACGAUACCGAUAUGAUAGCCCAUGGCUCAUUUUUUUAAAGUAAAUGCAGUCGGUUUUGUGUAGAUUAUAUCGCCAGAGAAAGUUUGGUAUAAAAAUCGCAAGAUUAUUACGUAAUGGGUGGUGGAAUCGCAUUAUAUUUAGUGCUGGGAUGUUUGAGGUGUAUUUGUAAUCGUUCAGGUGUGUGUUUAGGUAGGAAGAUCAUACGAAUUUUAAGAAUAAAAUGAUUGAAAUUGGAAUGACAUAUUUUUUCCAUGUUAAAGCAUUAUAAUACAUUUUGGAGGAUUAAAAUGAAGUUCGUAAGGGUUAGAACUAUCUGAAAGAGCGUUUUGUUUCUUGAAUCUUUCAUAAAGAUUUCGCUGUAUGCUUCGAUGCUUCAUUUUCAGAAUCACGAUUACAUACUAAUAGUGAUGAAAGAGUUGCACAUCUGAUACGCAGUGACGAAGGGUCAAAUGUCAAAGGUUGCGGGUCAAACUGUCAAGAUGGAAUUCAAUUGGUACUAUUCCGUGCAAUUUCUGUU